AUGGUUAUCAUAGGCGUGUCAUAUGCUUUAAAGUGCAAGAUGUUGCCAUCCACUUUCAAGAAGUCAGCAAUGACUUGGUUCACAACUCUACCGCCACAUUCAAUUGUCAAUUUCACUGAGUUGUCGGACAAGUUUCUCUAUCAAUUCUCAACGAGCCGUGCACAAAAGGUAAAGGCAACAACGUUGUUUAAUGUUCAACAGAAGCCGUGUGAGACUUUGCAACCAUACAUGGGGCAUUUCAAUUAUUUGUCGGUGCACUUAGAGGACAAAAUGUUGGAAAUUUGCAUUGCAGAAUUUGAAAUUGGAUUGAAGCCAGGAAGUAUGAACAAUAACUUGAGUAGGAAGCCGGUAACAACGAUGGAGGAGUUUCAAAGCCGUGUUCAAGGGUUCAUCCGAGAGGAGCAGAGCGAUGAGAUUAAGAAAAACCGCCCAAACACGGUGUUUGCGGGACAGAAACAUCAGUUUGAUUCGAAGAAAGGAGCGGUUAGUUUUUAUCGUUCACGUGGGGCAGUUACAAGUGGAGACAGGGGCUACAACAACCGGAACCAACAUGAUAACCGCUCUAAUUUCAGAAAUCGUGCUCAACCUUAUGGAAAUCGUGGGUAUGGACACUCCAUGAUGUGGACCAGAAACCAACAAGACCGCUCGGUUCCACUGGCGGUUAAUUUAACUUAA
Lotus japonicus is the source of this 675-nucleotide messenger RNA. RefSeq lists its product as uncharacterized. The transcript has a single exon. The coding region runs from base 1 to 675 and encodes 224 amino acids. The record is from RefSeq and is a predicted model, not a curated record. Lineage: Eukaryota; Viridiplantae; Streptophyta; Magnoliopsida; Fabales; Fabaceae.